This is a messenger RNA of Aureobasidium subglaciale EXF-2481, 1206 nucleotides long. RefSeq lists its product as uncharacterized. The coding region runs from base 1 to 1206 and encodes 401 amino acids. NCBI's taxonomy places the organism in Eukaryota, Fungi, Ascomycota, Dothideomycetes, Dothideales, Saccotheciaceae. Gene Ontology annotation, biological process: actin filament bundle assembly; actin cortical patch localization. Gene Ontology annotation, cellular component: actin cortical patch. Gene Ontology annotation, molecular function: actin filament binding; phosphatidylinositol binding. The transcript has 4 exons. The record is from RefSeq and is a predicted model, not a curated record.
AUGCCUCUCAUCAACAACCCGCUACCUUCUUCUAUGAAGAGUGAAUGCAAGAAGACGGGCAAGAUCCUCGCCUCCUUCAUCGACCCGAAACAAUCCUUUGGCCCCGACAAGAUCAUCCCCCCUAACAUCCUCGCAAAUGCAAAAGGUCUUGCCAUCAUGACCGUCUUCAAGGCCGGCUUCCUCGGUAGUGCUCGUUUCGGAUCCGGUGUCAUAGUAGCCCGCUUGUCAGACGGCUCCUGGUCCGCGCCAUCAGCCAUCGGAACCGUCGGCGGUGGUUUUGGUGGUCAGAUUGGUUUCGAAAUCACCGACUUCGUCUUCAUCCUCAACGACGCUGCCGCUGUCCGCACCUUUGCCCAAGCUGGUAGUAUUACUCUCGGAGGUAACGUCUCGAUCGCUGCUGGUCCCGUCGGUCGCAAUGCCGAAGCUGCCGGUGCGGCGUCGCUCAAGGGUGUUGCUGGUAUCUUCGCCUACAGCAAGACAAAGGGUCUAUUCGCCGGUGUCUCUCUCGAAGGAAGCGCCAUGAUCGAAAGAAGAGAUGCCAACGAGAAGAUGUACAACCGUCGCGUCACUGCCAGAGCUCUCCUCGAGGGCGGUGUCCCUGUUCCACCUCAGGCUGAGCCCUUGAUGCGCAUUCUCAACAGCAGAGUGUUUGCUGGAGUUGCCGCCAACCAGGGCGAUGGCAUGUACAACGAUAUUCCGGUCUACGACGAAUCUCACGAUGAUGUCAUCUGGCAGGGCAAGAGAGGUUCCGCCCAUGGAGAAGGUGUUCGUUCAGAUCGCACAGGAGCCUCGGGAAACUUCGGUGGCCCGUCGCGUGCCAGCACAUGGCAAGACGAUGUGUACGACAGGCAGCCCAGUUUUGGUUCGCGCGCCAAUCCCACAGAAACCUUCGAUCGACUGGAAGCCUCGCGCCAGCGUAGUAACAGUGCAUACGGCGACCAAGCAGAUUACUCUUACUCUGACCGCAAACCAUCCAGGCCAAGUGCACCUAAGCCCACUUUCAGCAGUGCCAACACCGCAACUCCCAAGCCUGGACAGGCCAUCGCGAAGUUCACUUUCGAUCCUGACCAGCCCGGCGAUUUGGGCUUCAAGAAGGGCGAGAUCAUCACUAUCGUCAAAAAGACUGAUAACUCUGCCGAUUGGUGGACCGGUAGGAUUGGUUCGAGAGAGGGCAUCUUUCCAAGCAAUUACGUCGAACUGACCUAG